Molecule: messenger RNA, 8221 nt
Organism: Linum trigynum
Lineage: Eukaryota; Viridiplantae; Streptophyta; Magnoliopsida; Malpighiales; Linaceae
Source: the annotation of a GenBank genome assembly
CGAUAUUUGUAUAGAAGAAUGUAUUCAGUAAGUGUCAUUUGUUAUUUUGUUUUUUUUAUUUUUUAUUUAUCCUCAAAUUUACUCAACACCGUUACCACGAACUUAACAGGUCCAGUACAAAUCAGGAGUUGGGCGUCGUGAAGUUGUGUUCUUCGUUUGAUACUCUAGGGCAUGUGCCAGUUUUGACUUGACCGUGUAGUAUAUAUAAGGGUUUGAUUUAACGAUAGUAUAGUAUUUCCAAUUUGGAAGUCGACAAUCAAGAACUCAAAUGACGACGGCUGGCUGUGUGUGUUUUCAUUUAUUACCAGGCGACUCAAAUUUUCUGGUCUCCUCUUUGGUCAAUUGAAACAAUGAAAAAGGCAUCCUAAUUGUUACACACAUGACCAGUUACAAUUGAAAGUCAAUGUCGACGGCAGAAAGUUUAGCAAUUACCGAACCUUACAAGAAUUUACCGAAACAGAGUAUCAUCUAUUUAAACCAUAAAUAGAAAAAACAAUGUAUUAUGUCUUUGGCCCGGGUUUGAGGAGUACUUUUGUGUUUGAAAAAUUAAAGUCCGACCAAAUAUAUUUAUAAGGGCUCAAGAUAGGGUGCAUAACCCAUCAAUCAAUAACCAAAUCUGAACCCUUCAUUUAGAAAAUCCAUAUUUAAGGAUGGAGAAUUAAAGACAAUUUUUAUUUUCCCUAGUUUUUUUAAUCAGCUCAUAUCUUUUUCGUUUUUACUCGGAUUUUAAAUUAUUUUUUUUUUGCACAGAUGAAACGAGUUCAUCGUGCUCUGCAAAAUGAGAUCAAUUUUCAAUAUUUUUUUGAGAAAAAAAAUUAUGGUUUCUCGGUACCAACUGCAUACCAUAUUGUAUUUUCUUCGUUUUUAAUUCAUUUUUGAAAACGUUUGCACAGAAGGGACGAGUUCAUCAUGAUCUAUUGGAUCUAAAAAUUUCUGGGUGAACAAAUUACAUGACCAAAAAAUACCACACAAUACCAGGGGUGGGAUUCGGUCGGCAAACGGUAAAUUGUUUACCGAAUUUACCGGUUUCGGUAUACCGACGUUGGCUAAACUGUUUACCGAUUACCGAAUUACCGGUAAACGGUUACAAACCGGUAUUAUCGAAAUACCGACCCGGUGGAGGUGAAAUUAGCAGGAGAAAGAACUGAGAAAUACAAAUGGAUGUUUUGUUUAAGUUUGGACCUAAUGGCAUUCACCUCAUAUAUAUCACUCGUACCAAAUGUCAAAAGAAUGAUUUUCCUAGCUAUUACAAAGGUAAUAUGUUUACUCGACCAGAACACUCUUGGUUGCUUUACAAUACAAUGGUACACCAAGUCUCUCCAGUCGAGGAAGGCUUCUGUCACUGUCCUGGCGGUGGCGGUCCUAGCGGUGGCGAGUCGAGGCGGACUGGGGCGGCGGGUGCUGCAACUCCGGCGACGCGGCUUUGUCGGAGAAGCGGAGUCGCGAGUUGCGACGAGAAGAUUUGGAGAAGGAGAGGCGGCAGGCGAACUGCGAAGCGAGAGGCAGGUGGAUCUGGAGGCUUGGCCUCAAUGAUUUUUUUUUUAAUUAAGGGUUUGGGUAAAACGUCGCGUUCCAGGUGACGAGGGCGGUAAAACGUCGCGUUCCGGUUUCGGUAAUACCGACUUACCGUCGGUAUUUACCGAGACUGGGGGUGGUAAAUUGGAUCUCCCAAACGGCCCUCGAUUACCGUUACCGUCGGUAAUCGAUUUACCGUUUACCGCCGGUUACCGGUUCGGUAAAACGGUAAACCGAUUACCGAGUUACCGAAUCUCACCCCUAGGUACGGGGUGGUAUUUUGUGGUACACAAUGAUAAAAGUCGUAAAUGACAGUUAAUAUACUUCUACUAUCAUGUAUUCAACCAUCCUACAGUCUUGGUUUGUUCAUACCACCGUGAUACGUUUUUCAAACCAUAGGUAUGCUCUUAUUUCAAUACCAGUCAAUACCAUAUGGUAUAGACUGGUAAAAAAUGGCUCAAUUUUGUUUGUUUGAAAAAUAUAUCAAAGUGGAUAUCAUUUUGAUGAGCACCAAAUAUCUAGGGGAAAAAUGUUUAAUGGUCUUGCGGUAUUUCUAACAGACAGAGCAACGAACAUGACAAUUUAUAACCCCACGAGAAUUUAGCACAAAACAGUGAACAUGAUAACCCUUAGGCACGUCCUCAAUAUAUUAUUAGUAAGUUUUUGGAGAAUUUGGUAUUCUCACAACUCUCUUUUCUGGUAAUAUUCAUUGUUUAGAUAUGAAUUACGUUGUGAAAAAGUAGGAUAACAAAUGCGCUCAAUUUCAAUAUGUUAGGCUACAAUUCUAGUAUAAUAUAAGAAAAAUAAUGAAAAUGACUCUUCUAUUAUAUUAGCAUCCAAUCUAAAUAAGUGGUAUCAGACCCUGAUUUUAGGGUUUGGGUUCAAAGUAUUGGAUGUCAGUCUGAUGGACCAUCAAUUGAGUAACUCGAGAUUUGAGAUUUGCGUCGGUCAGGCGGAUCAAAAGAGAUAUGUGUCUUUUUGGUGGAUCAAAGGAGAUAUGUUUUCGUCUAGUUGAUCAAAGGAUAUAUGCAUCUAGUAAAUCUUUUUUUAUUGAAAAAAUAUCUAGUAAAUCCUUGUGUAGAAAAGCCUGUCAAAACAAUGUGUUUGCAAAUCAAGAAUCACUAAGGGGAGGACAUAUCGUUAGUGAUCCUUUUCUUAAGGGAGGAUUGUUAGAGUACAAUUCAAGUAUCACAUAAGAAAUAUAAGGAAAAUUACUUUUGUAUAUAAGUGUCUACCUACCUCCAUUAGUAUGAGGCAUUUUGAGAAGGAAUCCAAAAGUAAAAUCGUGUGGGCUUGAUCGAAAGCAGACAAUAUCAUAUUAAUGAAGCGUUUGGUUUGAACAAGUGAUAUUGGAGCCUGGUUUCGCAGUCCAUAUCAAGGGUGGUGAACUUUAUUUUGGUUGAUCCUCAUUCCGUCACCUCAGGAUUUGAGAUAUGCAUAUGUUUGAUGGGUCAAGGGAGAUCUAUGUCUGGUGGAUCAAGUGGAGAUCUGAAUUUGGUAAAUUCUUUUGUGGAAGUGUGUCGAUACAAAGUUCGUGAUCCUUGUCUUGAUGGGAGGAUUGUUAUUUGCAAUUCAUGUACCACAUCUGAUAGCCAAGGGAAAAGACCAUUUUACAUAACUGUCCACAAAUCUCCAUUAGUACGAUACAGUUUGGGAAUGAAUUAAAAAUUAAAUCUGUGUGGGUUUGGUCUAAAGAGGACAAUUUCGUACUAAUGAAUCAUUCAGUCUCAACACGUGAAAGCGUGUUGAUACAAAGUUCGUGAUCCUUGUUUUGAUCGGAAGAUUGUUAUGUGGCAAUUCAAGUACCACAUCUACCAUUUUACAUAACUGUCCACCAAUCUCCAUUAGUACGAUACAUUUUGGGAAUGAAUUCAAAAGUAAAUCUGUGUGAGCUUGGUCUAAAACGGAUACGGUCGUUUUAUAUUAGAUUUCAAAAUACUUUUGCAUAGACAUAUCAUUUUUUGUGCUCUACAAGAUGAUAUCCAUUUUGAUAUUUAUUGUACAAAAAAAUUUCACGCCGUCUUACCAUAGUGGUAAGUUCAUGAUAUGAUUAUGAUAAGAUUACGACAAACACAUGUUUUGAAUGACUAAAUUUUACUUUGCUCAACAUAUAAAAAAUUGAUAUCAUUGUGUAGCUCAUAAAUAAUGACCUCUUUAUGUGCAAAAUUAUAGUUGAUAAUAUUACAAUCAUCACUAAAAAAAAUACUACAACAAACACGUGUUUUGAAGAGUUAAUUUUUAUUUUCGUCAAAAUAUAAAAAAAUGAAUAUUAUUGUGUAGAGCAUAAUUAAUUUCUAUGUGUAUUUUAAAUUUUCGAGUUAAAGCGAAUGAGAUAUGAUUCGAUUAAAAAAAGGAUUAGAAAAGUAAGUCAUGACUGGUUCCAAGUGUCUUUUCUAAUAACACUCGACUUCCUAGCAACUUAAGGAAAUGAUGAAUAAUUUUCAUGUAUAAUCUAUUGACCAUAAAUUUUGCUUAUCACUUAAAUUCAAUGGUGUCCAUUUUAAGCAUAUUAACAAUUUUUCAAAAAAUUUACACGUAUCAUAUCUUGCAAUUGCUAUCAUAGAUUUGUUAGGUAAAAUUCAACAUACUCACUCAAUAUUUGAACUCUCUAAAGUAAUUGUCCACCUAUGAAUAUGAAGUAUUGUGCACCUAAAACUCUAUUUGAGUUAGUAUAUAUUGUCUUUUACGCUGCGGAUUCAAAAUGCAAUACAUUAUCAUCAUAUUACAAUUUAUUCAUACUAAUUGUCCAAUAUGUAUGACUCUUUGAUUGAUCAAUUUUCAGAAUGUAUUCAAAUAGACCAAAUAGAAGUGAUCAAAUUUUUAAAAUUUGCUAUAAUUAUCGAGAUUCAAUUAGCAUUUAGGCGUAAGGUGGUCGUUGGGCAUUUGCUUAUCUCCUAGCUCGCCUAGACAGGCUUAGAGUUCAGAAGAAAAAUAGUAGUUUUAAAAAUGAUGAAUGAGAUAACAAUUUUGAAGCACUUUCAUACUUCAAUUCAAAUGAUUUAACAACAAACAAUAUAGCUUUCAAGUUUAUUGACUAUUUUCAUUUACCUAAAGAUACAAAUGAAUUCAUUUGGAAGCUAAAAUAUCCAAGUACAAGUAUGCAAACUAUAUAUUCAUACAUUAGUUCAUUUUAAAUCCAAUAAUUGAGAAAUACUCUAAAUGAAGUGAAAAAACGAAAUUCCAAAAUUUAUUUCCUUGCAUUAUAUUGUUUGGUUGCUAAUAUUAAGUAUUAAUAAAUUGUUAGGUAUUUAAUACAUUCAUUCAUUUGCAUUUUCUUAUCAACGAAAAAAAAGCAAAAGAUAAGUGAGAUCUCAUAUAAAUAGUCAAACCGGACAAGAAAAUAACAUAAUAAUCAAAUAAAGGAAACAAAGGGCAAAUACUAAUCCUUUUAUAAUAUAUAGUAGUCUUCAGGAGAUUUUGAGCAUUUCAAGUUUCUUGCACUCUCCUUAAUUGUAGGUAGGGGUAAAUUUGUAAGUUCAACUUAGAACUUAAAUAUUAGAACUUAAAUAUCUUCUUACGAGAAAAAAAUAUCAUUACAAAGACUUGAACUCGAGUCCUUCAAAUUGAUAGUCAAUAUCCUAACCAACUGGACUGCAACAAUGUUUAUGUAUUUUUUGAAUCAAAGAGAGAAAAUACUGAAAUAUCUCAAAAUCAUAGGAAUAUCCACCGCAACAAUCAAUCAUCGAAUUAAUUAAUAACUGUAAUUAUUUACAAAGUGAAUCAUCAUGAUAUACCUAGCUUUAUGAAUCAACUAAGUGAGUUCCUCUAAUCACACAAUUCUUCACCAAGAAUCAAAUAGUACAUUUGAGUUUAUGUAUGUCUUACAACUUUUACAUUUAUUAGGUUACAUGAUUUUGUAGUUUGUAGGAAUACAAGGAUUGUUUACAAAAGUGCUAUACAAAAUUUUAUUUCAAAACAUAAAAUUUGACAUUUGUGAUCUAUGGUUUUGUAACGAGACAUUUUCAAUGCUAUAAGUGAAUGACCAAAAAUCAUUGGCUAACAAUUUCCCUAAUGGUUAACAAUUAUAAGCAUAGAAUUGAAGGGCUAAAUACCAUUGACAAAUGAGCCAAUUAUCAUUGGCUAAAUUUAACAAACAAUGGUAUGUGUAUAUACACUGGAAAUUCAAUGGUACGCUCGAUGGAUUCAGCGUUAUUGUAUCUCCUUAGUUAAAUAACAUUAUCUAGACCAUAGAUCAAUCACAGAACCAAACCCUAUAUCAUAAUUCUCUAAAUUCUAAUAUAGUGCAUAUGGUAUGUUGUAUACAUCUAGGCGAAUAAGGAUCAUUGAUUAUGUUGUUAGUAUAUGAUUUAAUUAUUUGAAACUUAAUCUCCCUUUUUAAAUUUCCUGCAAUGAGAGGGAAAUUAGGAAAGAUAUUUUUGUCUUCACAAUUAUCUGUAUUUUUUAUUUAUUUACAGGAAAAGAUAGACAUAUUGAGAUUUGAACCAUGGGAACUCAAACAAAGUGAAGGUUUAAAAUCAAUCAGACUAUGUAGAUUUGUCGUAUUUUUUAAAUUAAAAAUAUAUACGAAGCUAAAAUAUGAAAUCACAGAACUUUUCAACAGUUAGCUAGCCCAAUAAAUAUUCCGUAAGUACUUAUUUGGUGUUUUGAUACUUCGAUUUUGAUAUUUUUUAUUUUAAUUAUAGUAUAGUACUUAAUUUAAAAUUUAUCUAUCUUAUAAAUAGACGAUAACCAUAAAUUUGCAACCAAAAUAUUGUUGGUUCGAAUAAAUCAUAUCAAAUUAUAGUAUUGAAUAUGUAGAAACGAUAUAGAAUUCUUAAAUUACCAUUAAUUUCCAGAACUAUAGUGAAGCAAUCAUAUCUUUGUGCAAACUAUAGGCGACUGGUUCUCUGAACAUUUUUGUACGGUUAAAUACUAAGUUUUGAAACUCUUCCUAGGGGUGUACGUGGGUCGGUUCGUUUGGGUUUAGAUAUUUUAAUCACCUAACUCAUAUACCCCGAUUUUGAAAACACUAAAUACAAACUCACCCAAAUAAUUUAGAAUUUCAACGGUUUGUGUCCUCCAUACCAAAUGAACCAAAAUACAUGUCGCUUAACUAAGGACGAUCUCAUUGUCCAAUCCCAUCAUUCUAAUGUCAAUCCAUAAAAGCAACCCAUAUUCCUGUUUUUUAACACAUGUUUCACAUUGUCAUUACUGUGACCGGUAACUUCGCUGCAACUGAUUCGGUAUUGCUCAUCGUAUGCCUCCAAACUGAUAAACAUAUCGUGCAGCAGUUUUAUGACAAAACUCAAAGUGAAGACAACUCAUCGUCUGGUGGAAUUUUGGCGCUUGCUGGUGUUCAUUAAUCUAAUUGCAAGUAUAAUGAUUGCUAAAAUUAAGCUUUCACGCAACACACUGGGAGUUGAGGGUGUGAACUUGGAGUAAAAGUUGAUAUUGGGUUUGGGAAGGGAAGUGGUGAGAGGAAGAAAUUGUGUUUUGGAUUUGGUAGUAGGUAAAGUUCAUGGUUCGGUUUCUCUUCGUAAAAUGCUUUGAUUUAUUUUAGUUAGAGGUAUAAUAUCAUGGUUAUGUGGGAUCAAAUGAACCAAAAAUGAGCUUGGGGGAUGGGAAUUCCAACUUAGAAGGAGUGGAUUAGAUUUUGAUAAACUCAAGUUCAUGAUUAACUAAAUGAAUAUAUAGAUUUAGACUUUGUGGUAUCGAGAUGUUCAUAGAGAGUUUAAAACUAUCCAAGGCCAUGGAUUGAUAUUGGUUAGUUGAUUGUGAUUUUGAGGAAGGUGUAUAAAAAGUCAUGGAAGUAGUUUGCAGCAAGUGAAGGCAGUGAAGAGGCAGUUUGUCAGGGUAGUGAUUGAACCAAGGAGGGUAUUGAAAGACAUAGAAACAAAAUCAGAGCAGUUGAAGAGAGAGAAGUGGUAGAUGAUCAGGAUAUUAAUCAAAAUGGAGAGGAUAUUGAAGGACAUGGAAGUGAACUGGAUCAGGUGAAGGAAGAGAAGGAGGAGACAAGCGUAUUGAUGGAAUUGAAGAUGAGUGUUGGUUUUACGAGUUUAUUAAAACUGCCCCGAGGAAAAUGAGUUGGCCAAAUACAAUAAAGAGGAUUAAGGAGUUGGAGAUCAAGCUGACAAGAAACUCAAUUGAUAAAGAAAUUCAGGUUCAUGGAGAGAAGGUUCAUCAAAGUAGCAUAAAUGGAGUUGCAGAAGGAGGAUUAUAAAUUGAAUUUUGGUUUAAAACAUAUACGUCGAGAGAUUGAAGAUGGAGGGAUAAAAAUUUGGUUGUACAACGGAGAGUGGAAACUAUUGGAUCUUUAGGUGUUAUGGUUGUUGCAACUACCACAACCUAUGUUUAUGUUAAAACGAGGAAACGUUGAUUGAUUUACUAAAGUUAAGGUCGAUUCAGUAUUCAAACUACUGGACCUGUACAUAAGGAGUGUCUAAUUUUGUGCCUAAUUACUUUGAUCGAGUCUAUUAGUAUAUUGGAUGUAACUCUAAUUUUGUCAUUUGCUCUCAAGUUUUGAUGGUCAACCCCAAACCACACUAGACGCAACAAAACUUUGACCAAGACCAUAUCGAAUUGAAUCUAAUAUGUCCUGAACCUUCAUCCUACCAAUCAUACAAGUUCAAAAGAAAAAUGUUAUGAUGGGACAUUUCGAACGAACUUCAUCGGAUCCUGCCAGAUCGAAUGCACUUAUGGUCCAGUCUUGGAUUCUAUGAUUUGUUUCAUUAAUGAACCGUGCUUCUAAUAAAUAUAAACAAUCAAA